AAAUUUAUUCCGAAAUAAAAAUAAGAUAAAAUGGAAGAAAAUGAAAACAUGAAGAAAAAAACUUCUCCUUAGUGUACAAAUGGGGCAUCUUUCUGAAUUUAUUUUUGGAUUUAUGCCGGGAGCAUUUGCAGGUGCAAUGUACGUAAUCAUCGCACAACCACUGGAUGAAAUUAAUUUCAAAAUGGAACAUUUUUCACAAGAUUAUAAAAAUCGUUAUGAUUGUUUUAAAAAAACUAUAAAACGUGAGGGAAUAUUUCGUGGAUUAUAUUCGGGGGCUAUAUUAAAUCUAUAUAUUCACAUGAUUGAAAAUGCAACAUUAUUUGCAAUGUUACCAUAUUGUGCCAAAGGAGUUCGAAUUUUAAGUAUGAAACAAUCUUACCAGGAGUUUUCAUUAUUAGAAAAAUCUUUAUCUGGUUCAUUAGCAGCAUUUUUCACAUCUUUUCUCCAUUGUCCUGCAACAGUUUUAAGUAAUACUAUGCAGGAAAUACGUUACUACGAGCAUGCUCAUCAUCAAAAACAUUAUAAAGCUAUUAAGCGCCCGAUAGGAAGACAUGUAUUAAUACUUUCAAUAAUUCGUGAAAAAGGAUUUUAUAAUUUGUAUAAUCGACUAUGCCCAAUUAUGUUACGUGAAAUGUAUGGUGUUUUCUUCUAUUUUGGUGGAUUUUAUGGAUGUCGUGAUUUAAUCGAUAUCGUAUUUCAACCAGAAGAAAUUGGAUUCAUACAAGUAAUGCUAUCGGGUGGUAUGGGCGGUGCAGCUUAUCAUUGUUCAGUGCAUCCUAUUGGAAUUGUCCAUGCACGUAUGAAAACAAAUUUUGAUUUUUGGCCAAUAGUUUUCGAAAUUUUAAAAACAACCGGAAUUCGUGGAUUUUACACCGGAUUGGGCCCGGUUCUAUUUCGAGCUGUUCCAACAAGUGCUGUUUUAUUUGGUGCAGUGUCUACAUUAGAUGAUUAUUUGUUUUAUUCAUAAGUGUUGUUUUUGUAUAGUUAGAGAAUUUUUCUUAAAAUACUUAUAAUAUUAAAUGACUUUUU
Molecule: messenger RNA, 1029 nt
Organism: Chrysoperla carnea
Lineage: Eukaryota; Metazoa; Arthropoda; Insecta; Neuroptera; Chrysopidae
Product: mitochondrial ornithine transporter 1-like
Exons: 3
Coding region: 80-967 (295 amino acids)
Biological process (GO): mitochondrial L-ornithine transmembrane transport
Molecular function (GO): L-ornithine transmembrane transporter activity
Source: RefSeq, a predicted model, not a curated record